AAAAUUUCUCGUUGGCUUUAGUGAGAGAAAUUGACGUUCUUGGUUCUUCUGCUAAUAAGCUGCGAGCCUGCGAGUAUGCUUGUAGGGAAGGGAUUGCGUCCUACUUUGCUCCACUGCUUUUGUCCGGGUCGGUAUUGUACUAAUUAGGAUCUUGAGCUCUUCACAUGUCGAAUGAUCAGAUUCAGAGAGAUGUAAGCAAUGGAAGAGAGAAYCAUGGCGAUGGAGAUCAAGUCAUCAGGGAUAUACAUGCUCUAACGCCACCGCCGGCCCCAGCAGGGAAUCGAGCUCGGCAGAGGGAGUCCUGGGAGACGAGCAGCCACAGGCUAUCCACCUUGUCCAUGAGCAGCGACGGUGCUUCCAGCGAGAACUUCACGAGCAUGAGUCGCGAGUUCAAUGCUUUGGUCCUUGCUGGCUCUGCAAUCGGGAACGCCGACGGCCAUGAAAACGAGGGUGGCAACGUCGGGAACAACCUGGCCAGGAUUGGGGAGGACGAUCGGUUGCCGGAGGUGACGAACCCAUUGGCCAUUGUCCUAGAUAACAAUCCGCUCGACCCCGUCCCCUCUCCUAGACAUCCGGCUGCUGGAAGUGGCAUGGCCGAGGAGGUGUCGUUGCAGAGGGUGAAGCGGGAGGAGAUAGAAUCCAAGAUAUCGGCGUGGCAGACGGCCAAGAUUGCUAAGAUUAAUAACAGGUUCAAGAGGGAGGAUGCGAUCGUCAAUGGGUGGGAGGAUGAACAGGUCCAGAAGGCAACAUCUUGGAUGAAGAAGGUUGAGAGAAAGCUAGAGGAUAAAAGAGCUAAAGCAUUGGAGAAAAUGCAAAACGAGGUGGCAAAGGCACAUCGGAGAGCAGAGGAGAGGAGAGCAUCAGCUGAGGCAAAGAAAGGAACAAAGGUAGCUAGAGUUCUUGAGUUGGCCAACUUGAUGAGGGCUGUUGGGAGAGCUCCCACAAAGAGAUCCUUCUUCAAGCCCUAGUGAACCAACCCAACCAGAUAGAAUUUCUUGAAAAGGUUAAAUGAGUACAGUACUUACAACUGCUCCCCCCGUACUAGCACCCUCCAUCUUUUCUGCAUUGAAGGGUGCCCUACUUGAAAGGGCAUCAAGGAACUGUUCCCUGAUAGGAAGACCAAAGAACUGUGUUUAAUUUUAAGUGUUUUGAAGUGAUUUUCCAAGUGUGUGGUUAGUGUUUGGUAGAAAUUUAAGUGGGUUGUUGGCUAUAUGGUUGAACAAAUUUUCCUCUAUCAUCUGCCAUGUACAGUUCCAUAGUAAGUAUGUAUCUGUUUGGGAUGCAAGUUUAAUUAAGUGCAUCUAUUGCUAGUAGAUUGGUUUGUAGGGGCAACGAUAGUUAAUUGAGCCCUUCUAUCACCAAUCUUUAAGGAAUUUUCAUUUGGAAAGGAAUGAAUAAAAAUUUGAA
Molecule: messenger RNA, 1407 nt
Organism: Nelumbo nucifera (sacred lotus)
Lineage: Eukaryota; Viridiplantae; Streptophyta; Magnoliopsida; Proteales; Nelumbonaceae
Product: remorin 4.1-like
Source: RefSeq, a predicted model, not a curated record